GCAACCGAAUCAGUAAUUAGUGAACGAACGAGCGAGCGAGCGAGCGAGUGAACGAACAAACGGACGAACGAACGAAAGUGUUUCACCUAAAUAAAUACGCUCAUUUUUCCCAUUCGUGGAUACUCAACAAUCGUUCGGCCUCCGUCGUCGUCCGAGUUAGUAGUUCCAUUUAAUUUAAGACACUGAAAACGGGCUCUCUGCUUUUCCAAAAUUCUUUCUACAUUUCUUAUUGUCUGUGGAUGAGAUAUACAUUGCAAUCAACUAUAAUACUUGACGUGAACGAUAUUGUUAUCCAUUUGAUGUUUACUUUGUUUCUUCAACUCGAAAUUGAAUGACAAUCCUGCGAGAAAAGGAAAGAGUAAAAGAAGUAAAAACAAGAAUGGAACGAUCAGUAUUCACGUAGAAUGAACUGCGCGGAUACUCGAAGCAGCGUGAACAAACUUCUACAAUCGUGUGUCCUUUAUUGAGAUCUUUCUUCUUUUCUGCCUCUUCAUCAAGUAGAUAUUCAAUAUGGUUUAUUUACGACGCAAGAUUUUAUUUUUCGGAAAUGUGAUUAAUCAGCUGCAACAGAGUGUUAGGUGGAGCUCUUCUUUGAGAACUAAGGAUAAGAAUUCUGUACCGCAACGUUUCUUUAAGUAUGCAGAUUUAUCUGUCCGCCUCGCUGGACCAAAUCAGUUAAAUCCUAAACCUGAUGUUAAUAAGCUUUCAUUUGGGAAAUAUUUCACUGAUCACAUGCUCAAAGUACAUUAUUACGAAGGCAUGAAUGGUUGGCAAGCACCAGAAAUUAUGCCUUUCGAAAACAUAGUUCUUCAUCCAGCAGCGAAAGUACUUCAUUAUGCUGUGGAGUUGUUCGAAGGUAUGAAAGCUUACAGAGGUGUUGAUGGCAAAAUAAGGUUGUUUAGACCAGAGUUAAAUAUGGAAAGAAUGAAUAAUUCAGCAGUAAGAGCUGGUCUGCCACCUUUCAGAGGGGAAGAGUUAAUUAAGUGCAUUUGUAGAUUAAUUAGCAUAGACCAAGAAUGGGUUCCACAUUCUACCGCCUCUAGUCUUUACAUUCGUCCUACGCUCAUAGGCAUUGACCCUACACUUGGAGUCGCAACUUCGGAUUCAGCUUUAUUGUAUGUAAUCCUAUCUCCCGUCGGAUCUUACUUCAAAGCUACAGAUCAGCAAGUCGGGAUUUCCCUGCUUGCAGAUCCUAGGUAUACGAGAGCAUGGCCUGGCGGUUGUGGUAAUGCUAAAUUAGGCAGCAAUUAUGGACCUACAAUUCAAGUUCAACAAGAAGCUACCGAAAAAGGUUUACACCAAGUAUUGUGGCUGUACGGUGAAAACAAUGAACUUACAGAAAUUGGCACUAUGAACAUCUUCGUUGUUUAUACAAAUAAUAACGGAGAAAGGGAACUACUUACACCAUCUUUAAAUGGUUUGAUCUUACCCGGAGUUGUAAGAAAUUCGCUUUUAGCUAUAUCUAGGCAAUGGAAUCAAUAUAAAGUUACGGAAAGACCUAUUACGAUGAAAGAGAUUAUACAAUUAAAUUCAGAUAAUAGGCUGUUGGAAAUAUUCGGAGCAGGAACAGCGUGCGUAGUCAGUCCUGUAUCUUAUAUUAACUUCCAAGGUGAAGAAUUGCAUAUACCAACGACAGAACAACCUGAAGCAAUUUAUCAGAUGCUCAAGAAACGUUUAUUGGAUAUACAGUAUGGUAUUAUACCUGACCAUCCAUGGAGUUUAAUCAUUGAGUAAAAUAUGAAUGAUAUAAGAUUAUAUUAAUUAUUUUAAUCUACUUAGUAAAAUAUUUAAAAAUCCUUAAAUUUAAA
Molecule: messenger RNA, 1808 nt
Organism: Trachymyrmex septentrionalis
Lineage: Eukaryota; Metazoa; Arthropoda; Insecta; Hymenoptera; Formicidae
Gene: Bcat
Product: branched-chain-amino-acid aminotransferase, cytosolic
Exons: 7
Coding region: 511-1734 (407 amino acids)
Biological process (GO): L-valine biosynthetic process; L-leucine biosynthetic process
Cellular component (GO): mitochondrion
Molecular function (GO): branched-chain-amino-acid:2-oxoglutarate transaminase activity
Source: RefSeq, a predicted model, not a curated record